This is a messenger RNA of Anoplopoma fimbria (sablefish), 2038 nucleotides long. RefSeq names its product transmembrane O-mannosyltransferase targeting cadherins 1 (gene tmtc1). Gene Ontology annotation, biological process: protein O-linked glycosylation via mannose; RNA processing. The record is from RefSeq and is a predicted model, not a curated record. Gene Ontology annotation, molecular function: protein binding; mannosyltransferase activity. The transcript has 12 exons. The coding region runs from base 1 to 1440 and encodes 479 amino acids. Lineage: Eukaryota; Metazoa; Chordata; Actinopteri; Perciformes; Anoplopomatidae.
AUGUCACAAUGUUUUGAGGAGGCUGUGUUGAGCGAUGACAGUGACUGUAAGAGGAUUAUGGGUUAUUGUAUCCUGGUGGCUCAUGGCCUAGGUCGACUUUGUUCGGCGGUGGGCCGUUGGGGAACCACAGUCCUCAGUGUCUCCAUGCUGCUGCUUCUCCUGCUCUUCUCCUGGAAGACCGUCCAGCAGAACCAUGUCUGGCUCUCCAGGGAGGCGCUCUUCCGCUCUGGUAUCCAGACUCUGCCACACAAUGCCAAAGUCCAUUACAACUACGCCAACUUCCUGAAAGACAGCGGCCGGCACCAGGAGGCCAUUCACCACUACACCACUGCUCUCAGGUUAUUCCCUCGCCAUGCCAGUGCCAUGAACAAUCUCGGCACUCUGACACGCGACCCAGAGGAGGCUGAGCGCUAUUACAGGAAGGCACUGGACACCAACCCCCAGCAUAAUCGAGCUCUCUUUAACCUGGGAAACCUCCUUAAGUCCCAGGGGAAGGAGAAAGAGGCUGAGACUCUGCUGAAGGACUCCAUACACUUCGGUCCACAUUUUGCUGAUGCUUACUCCAGUCUAGCAUCCCUCUAUGCUGAGCAGAAACGCUUUGCUGAAGCCAAUGAAGUGUACCUGAAAGGAAUAGAAAACUGUCCGGACAGCUCUGACCUGCAUAAUAACUACGGAGUGUUUCUGGUGGAUACGGGAGAGGGGGAGCUGGCAGCCGCUCACUACCAGCAAGCCGUUAGACUCAAACCAGCACACUACGUUGCCAUGGUAAACCUGGGCCGCCUGCUCCGAUCAUCCAAUGAGAACACAGAAGCUGAGUCUUGGUACAAGAGGGCGCUGCAGGUGACGAGGAAGGUGGAAAUCCUGACUCCGCUCGGAGCUCUGUAUUACAACACGGGCCGCUACGAGGAGGCCCUGCAGGUGUACAAAGAGGCCGCCGCCCUGCAGCCGGACAGCACCGACAUCUGGCUGGCUCUGGCUCAGGUUUUGGCCAUGGCCGGGCGUGCCAAAGAGGCAGAGAAGAUGACCAUGGACAUCAUAUCCAGAGAAAGCGGCUGUAUCGAAUGUUACCGCCUCCUGUCUGCCAUCUACAGCAAGCGUGGCAACUACACCGAGGCGCUGGAUGCUCUGGACAGGGCCCUGCAGCAGAGUCCCAGUGAUCUGACAGUGAGAGCAGAGCUGUACUUUUCCAAAGGAAAUCAGCUCAGGGAGAUGAACCAGCUGGACCAAGCUUUCGAGAGCUACAAGCUGGCUGUCGAACUCAAACCUGACCAGUCCCAGGCCUGGAUGAACAUGGGAGGGAUUCAGCACAUUAAGGGAGACUAUGCAGCAGCCAGGAUGUACUACCAGCGGGCCCUGCUUCUGAGCCCUGCCUCCAGACUUCUAAAAGAAAACUUGGCCAAGCUGGACCGGCUCGAGAGAAGACUGACAGGGGGAGCGUAGACCACCGCGGUUCUCCAGACAAUGUACUAUCCUGGGCAAAGAUAAGGGGAGCAGGGCACAGCCAAGCCCUCAGAAGCCCAAACACCAGCCACCAGGCAGCUGGAUAAAACACACCCGACCUGGUUACUAAGAGCAGCCUUAGUAAGAGCAGAGGACAAGGGUGAACUUGUCAGGUCUGCAGCAUGUUUGGAGGUGGACAGGGUGAUGAGUCAAAGAGAACGAGCCGCCUUUCCUCCGGCAGGCAGAAGGGAUUGAUUCAUCUUAAUCAAGGGAGUGAACAUCACAAAUUGACAUUUGUUGAAUUAUUCUUUAGGUCUAUGUGAAGGCAUUUCCUUUAUGGCACCUAAUCACAGAUUGUAAUUCAGCCCUCUGUGAGAAUUGUUCAUGUAUUUACAUUAGUGCAGUAGGAGUGUGUGGAAAAUGUUAUUAUUAUUAUUAUGAAGGAAAUGAGCAUGGGAACAGUAUGUGUAUCAAAAUAAUCUACGCUCAAAGUCUUAGUGGUCGGUCAGCAUUGACCAAGAAGGAGUCAAAGUCACUGACCAGGAGUCAGUUCAAGGCCACAGAAAAAUCAGAGGACAGUCACAUCCAACACCAAACC